This is a messenger RNA of Effrenium voratum, 2790 nucleotides long. Lineage: Eukaryota; Dinophyceae; Suessiales; Symbiodiniaceae. The record is from the annotation of a GenBank genome assembly.
AUGCAUCUGCGCGUUAACGGCCUGUCUGGCUUCGUCUGCAGUUUGAGUCGCGCGACCAGCUGCAGCAUUGCCGAAGUGAAGUCCGGGAUCCAGUCCUUGACGGGCAUCCCCUGCAUCCAGCAGAAAGUGGUCUGUGAUGACCGUGAGUUGGAGGACGAGGAGUUGUUGGAAAGCCUGGUGCCGGAUAACUCAAUGGAAGUCGAGAGGUCUUUGGAGCUCGUGCUGCUGCGAAUUGAUCCAGCUCGCGCAGAAGCAUUGCACGCAGUGCGCUGCAACGGACUCUGCCUGGAGACGCUCCCGGAGGAACUGCGAGGGGACCGUGACAUUGUUUUGGCUGCUGUGAAGAACACCGGCUUUGCUGUGAUUCACGCACACCCCGAGCUACGCAGCGACCGGGAGAUCGCCUUGGCCUCUGUCAGCGACCGGGGCUUUGUGCUUCGAUACCUGGAGGACUCGUUAAAGGCAGACCGCGGCGUGGUCCUGGCCGCUGUGGGUAACGAUGGCUUUGCUUUGCGACACGCGUCAGACGGGCUGCGGGCGGAUCGUGAGGUGGCACUGCGCGCUGUGCGGACAAACGGGUCAGCAGUGCAGUAUGUGGGCAACUGCUUGGCACAGGACCGGGAGAUUGCCUUGGCUGCGGUGAGCAGCAGUGGUGCUGCACUCAGGUAUGUGGCACCAGUUUUCCGAAGAGACCGAGACGUGGUGCUGGCAGCUGUUCGCAGCUGUGGUCAAGCCUUGAAGUUCAUCGAGGAUGAGCGUUUGAGAGAAGAUCCAGAAGUGGCGCUGGCAGCCGUCAGAUCAGAUUUCACUGCCUUUCAGCAUGUGCCUUUUCAGCUGAAGACCGACCGCACCAUCGCUCUGGCUGCUGUGAAGCAGAGUGCAAGGAUCUUCAAGAGCCUUCCCGAAACCGUGAAGUCGGACAGAGAGGUGGCAUUAGCAGCUGUCCAGAAUGACGGCUUCUUGCUGAACCUAAUCACCCAAGAGCUGCAGCACGAUCGUGAUAUUGUGCUGGCAGCAGUGAGUAACAGUGCCGUGCUCGGCUACGCCUGUGUGGAAAUGCAGGAGGAUCGGGAGGUGGUCCUGGCAGCUGUUCGCCAUGAGGGUACCAUGCUGCAGUACAGCUCAGGCAAGUUGAAGUCAGACGCAGAAGUCGUUCUGACAGCUGUGAAGCACAAUGGCUUUGCGGUUGUGUACGCAGAUGGCAAGCUAAGAUGCUGCCGAGAGGUCAUGCUCGAAGCUGUGCGCAACAGCGGCUCCGUCCUGCAGUGGGCUCCAGAAGAGUUGAAAAUGGACCUGCAAGUAGCGCUGGCGGCCGUUGCUAGCAAUCCAGCUGCCACAAAGUUUGUGUCCGAGGAGCUCAAAAAGAAGCGAAAGUUCUGGCUGGCAGCGCUGCGCCAAAACAUUGGCGUGACGGAGUUCCUGCCAAAGAAGCUGCGGCGUGACCAAGGUGAACUGGGCCAAGGGCUGCGCAAACUGAGCGCCGAGGCUUACAAGAAGCUGGACGCGGAGAAACAGCAGUUGGAGGCGAAGCUGCAAUCCGCACAAGGCUCUCCGAAGGCCAGCAAACAGCUACCAGAAGUGCUGGGCAAAGUCCAGCUGGCGCUGGCUCAAGGAAAGAAACAGGUCUCCGAUUUGCGCACCACGGUCGCCGCUGAAAUCCAGCAGGUGCUGCCACAGGUCUUGCAUGAAGUGAUGCAAAGCAAGGCUGCAGAGCUGAAGAAGCUGUUGGACGCAGGUGCACAGGAGUGGAAAGAGAAAUACAGCAUCGAAUGUGAUCGCAGACGAAAGCUGCAUAAUUUGGUGCAAGAGCUGAAAGGGAACAUCCGAGUCUACUGCCGCGUGCGGCCGAUGACGGAUGCUGAGGCAGCCCAGGGCUGCUGCAUCGCUUUUCCAGCUCCCGAUGAGAUUCAAAUCAGCAAUCCGGACCUGGGACUUAAGAAGUCUUGGCAGUUCAAUGAGAUCUACAGACAGAACUCGCAACAGGAAGACCUCUUCAGCGGAAUUCGGGAUUUGGUUGUCUCCAUGCUCGAUGGUUACAAUGUGUGCAUGUUUGCCUAUGGCCAGACGGGUUCUGGAAAGACCUUCUCUAUGCAAGGAUCAAAGGAGAAUCCUGGUGUCUACACUCGAACCUUCAGCGAGCUCUUCAAGGUGGCCAAGGAGAGGAUUGGCUGGAAGAUCGAACUGAAGGGUGCUUGCGUGGAAAUUUACAACGAGGAAAUUCGAGAUCUCUUGCUGGGGCCAAAUGACAAGAAGCAGAAGCUGCAGGUCCGCCAGGGCAAGGAGGGAAACUUCGUGCCCGGCCUCACAAUGCAGACGGUGCACAACGUGGAAGAGGUGGAGAUGCUGCUCAACACGGCCCAGAUGAACCGAACGGUGGCAGCCACGGACAUGAAUUUGCACUCAUCACGCUCUCAUUUGGCCGUCCAAAUUCUUGGCACCAUGACAAACCCGGACGGCAAGCAGUUCUCCUCUGCCAUCACGCUGGUAGACCUUGCGGGCUCAGAGCGGCUGGCCAAGUCGGGGGUUUCUGGCGACCGGGCCAAGGAGGCCAUCGCCAUCAACAAGUCUUUAAGUGCGCUGGGCGAUGUGAUUGCCGCCCGGGCACAGAAGAACGCGCACACGCCUUACCGGAAUUCCAUCCUGACGCACUUUCUUCAGGACUCGCUGGGCGGGGACUCAAAAACUUUGAUGCUGUUGCAGAUCAACCCCUGUGCGAGCCACGUCGAGGAGUCAAUGUGUUCGCUGACCUUCGGUGCUCGGGUCAAUGCCGUCGAGAUGAAGAAGUCUUGA